This is a messenger RNA of Sphaerodactylus townsendi, 3983 nucleotides long. RefSeq names its product upstream transcription factor 2, c-fos interacting (gene USF2). Gene Ontology annotation, molecular function: DNA-binding transcription factor activity, RNA polymerase II-specific; protein dimerization activity; RNA polymerase II cis-regulatory region sequence-specific DNA binding. Gene Ontology annotation, biological process: regulation of transcription by RNA polymerase II. Bases 575 to 1390 code for a protein of 271 amino acids. The transcript has 9 exons. NCBI's taxonomy places the organism in Eukaryota, Metazoa, Chordata, Lepidosauria, Squamata, Sphaerodactylidae. The record is from RefSeq and is a predicted model, not a curated record.
CCCGGCCCGAUCUUGCAAGGUUCCGCGCUCUCCCCCUCCCGUCAUCGCCGCCGCCGCCCUUUCAUCUCAGGCCGCAACAUUCGAUCGCGGCGCGCGACGUUCCACCCCGCCUUCCCCCGCCCGCCGCAACGUUCUAUCCCCUCCCCCUCCCCGCUCGGGCUGUUGCAACGUUCCAUCCGCCGAACGAAGGACUCCCGGGCAGGCCGCGCGCGCGCCGUCCGUCCCCAGCCCCCCCCCCCGCCCCGGCUGCAGCCGCCCCCUCCUCCGGGCUGGGGCGCCUCACGUGUCCCGGGUUCCCGGUUGGGAAGGAAGGAGGGGAGGGAGAGGAUCUCUCGCUCGCUCGCUCUCUCCUCCUCACAUGACCCGAGUGUUUGUCCCCGUGAUCAGCGCCUCGGCUCCCGUGUCUCCUCCGCGUCCCCUCUGCCUCCAUCCGGCGUGAGAUUUGCAGCUCGGCCCCCUCUCUCCUUUCUCCCCCCCCCCACCCCUCCCUUCCCCCUGGUCGCGGCAAGGGCGCUUUCUUCCCCCCCUCUCCCCCUCCCUUCCCCCUCUCCCUUCCCCCCUUCCCUCUCCCCCCAUGGACAUGCUGGAUCCCGGCCUGGACACAGCCACUGCCUCUGCUGCUUCCAGCCACGAGAAAGCUCAAGAAGGAGAAGAGGGAGUCGAACUUCAGGAAGGAGACGGCACUAACGCGGAUGAGCAGACUGCAGUGGCUAUCGCCAGUGUCCAGCAAGCAGCCUUCACAGAUCAUAAUAUCCAAUACCAGUUCCGCACAGAGAACAAUGGAGGACAGGUAACAUACAGAGUAGUCCAGGUGACGGACAGUCAGCUGGACGGACAGACCGACGCAUCAGGAGCGGUCAGCGUAGUCUCGACGGCGGCAUUUGCUAGUGGCCAGCAGGCUGUUGCGCAGGGGGGAGCAAUGGAGGUGGUUACAGGAGUCCCCCCGCCCUCAGUGGGCACCUCAAAAUCCUAUUAUUACCCCAUCUCUCCUUUUAGUACCCCUUCCCCCUCAGGAUGGAAAAUGGACGGGACACGAACGCCACGAGAUGAGAGGAGAAGAGCACAGCACAAUGAAGUGGAGCGGAGGAGGCGGGACAAGAUCAACAAUUGGAUCGUCCAGCUGUCAAAAAUCAUUCCAGACUGCAAUACAGACAACAGCAAGACGGGAGCGAGCAAAGGGGGCAUCCUUUCCAAAGCCUGCGACUACAUCCGGGAGCUGCGCCAGACGAACCAGCGCAUGCAGGAGACCUUCAAAGAAGCCGAGAGGCUGCAGAUGGAUAAUGACUUACUACGGCAGCAGAUUGAAGAGCUGAAGAAUGAAAAUGCACUUCUGAGAGCCCAGCUGCAGCAGCAUGGGAUCGAGAUCAUGGGAGACACCCCGGGGCAGUAACCCACCCACCCACACACACACACACACACUGCCUCUCCAUUCAGGAGUACAACCUCCACUUCGACUGUCCCUUUUGUAUAGCGCAAAGAGACCCUUUCCCCCUCUUCCGAGCGAACCUCAUCUCAGCCCUCAGAUGCGGGGAUGUUAGAGAGGUGGGGAGAAUUGGGGGAGGGGAGGAGAAAGUCUGACCAUGUGACGUAUUAGCCACACCAGUCCAGCCCCUCCUGUUCUUGUGAAAGGGUCCUCCAAACGUCCUUGUCCUUUUUCUUUCCUAACUUUUUCUCCCCGCUGCCCCCUUUCUCAUCCUUUCCUAAGGAUAUGUUAAGAUAAAAGAGGCAAAAGCUGCAGUUUUUUUUUUUACGGUAGAUUUUUAACACAGAUUAGCCAACUUCCAUUCCUACUCUGCUAGAUCUCCGGGGUGAGGACACGUCCCGGUAGACUCAGCCAUUCAAGCUAUCCGGGUGCAUCUUCUCUUGUCCCUGGCCUUUCGGAGUUUGCGGGUGAAUUUGGCGAGGAAGGGUCUCGGGCACAACCUGUGACUCGCUUCCCUUGUGCGAGGCGCACAUGCGCAAAACAAGCGCUGCUUGUGCAAGGGCUCGGGGGCACUGCUGUGUCCAUCCUGUGUGUUAGCCUGCAAGCAGCCUUUAUUGUGCAAAAUUCAGCUACUGUUCCAUCACGGGCAGGACUGGUCGGUUGUGACUGAGACAUCAUUCACGCCAGCAGGAGAGAGAAUCGGCACAGUGCUGAGAUGGUCAGUUGGACAGCAGCAUGGCAGACUGCAAAUGGAGAAUUCCAGUCUUCACAUAAGAAUUCUGCGCCAGAUGAAAGCUAGCACCACAGUGAGAAAGCUGCUUCCCCUUAGGAUGUUGUGGGUUUUCCGGGUUGCAUGGCCCGAAAACCCACAACAUCCUAGUGAUUCCGGCCGUGAAAGCCUUUGACAAUACUUCUUCCCCUUCUUUACUGCCUAUGCUAGCUUCCAGAUUUCAGGGAGUUUUUGACAUAGGUGAACAUAGCAGCAACUGAUCCUCCAACCAAGUGGUGCAGUCUAUUCUUUUUGUCUUAAGCCCAUCUUAUUCUGUUGUGUGUGGAGACUGGUAGGCCUGAAGCAGGAGAACGAGGCAGUAGAAUAGGCUGCCCAACUUGAGAUCGCACGUGAAGGACCGUGUUUUGGAAUGCUUCUCCCUGCAAGUAGAAAACCAGUGAACAGCAUACCUGCCGUGUUUGUUUUCUGCUUGCAGGGAGUUUUUCAUGCAAAGGCAACACCCAAGAAUUGGAAUUCUCCCCUACUUAUCUGAAGCAGCCCAUUCCCUUCUGCUGUCUCAAUGCCACCUCAUUCCUCUGCAUGUGUGAACCUGGUCUGGCCCUUUUCUUCUUCUUCUCAAGUAGAUUUUGCUGGAUUGUGCUUCUGAGGGCUCAAAUACACAGCAGUUUCUUCCACCUUAAACACCUUAUAUAACUUCUUCAAAUUUAGGUGCCAGGACAGCUUUAUUAAACUGGAGAAUGGCUAGGUAAAGGCAGACUUUUAACCCUUUCCUCCUGUUAAGCUUCUCACUUGAAGAAACUGCUUCUAAGCAGAGGGGGGGGGGGAAAUACAGGUGUAAGUUUGCUUUUCCUCCAGUUUGGAAAAAAAUGGAUGUACUUGUAUUUGUUUUUCCCCACAAUGAGGGUAAAAGCAGUUCCAGGACAGUUUUCCCACGAGAAAGCGGAAGCAGGGAAAGGGUUAAGAAAUUUCUCCUCACCCCCCCUUAUGCUUAAUAAAGCAAUCCCGGAGGGUUCCUUUGCAGAAAUAGAAAGGUCAAAAUAAUCUGAGUCCUUCAUUGUGCCCCCCCCCCGCCCCCCCAAUUCAAACCACUCUGCUAUCACACAGGUUUCCCAGAUUUUGUAAUGGAAAGCAAUCUCCCAGCCUGCUUCUGUCUCCUCUCUCUUGUUUUUGUUUAAUUAGUUUUGGGGCGGGUUUUUGUAUAGAGGUACGUUGUUUGUAUGAUAGCUGAAACCCAAGCGAAUUAGAGAAAAUUUUAGUGGUGGAUUGAAUUGACAACAGGGAUGCUUUGUGUCUUUAUUAUUAUUAUUUUUGGUUGUGUUUUUGAUAUUAUAUAAUUUUUUUAAUUAAACUUCAGCAGUGUUUUAGGACUUCAGGUUUAAAAAAAAAAAAUCCCGCGAUCCAUUUUUAAAAGAAAUAAUUGCCUAUAUUUGGGGGUGGGAUGGAUGCUCUUUCCUCCCUUUCAAGCAGAUUUUUUUUUAAGGACGAAAAUGGCUCUUAGGCAAAUAUUGUAAUAUAGCAAGUUUCUUAGGUUUGUUUUUUUAUAUAUAUGCAUAAAUCUAUAUAUCAGAUCCCCCCCCCCCCCCCGGAAAAAAAACAGGAUUGCAGCUGGAAUUGUGGAAAUAUUUGUAUCGUCGGGAUCCGCUUUAACUCCAGUGACUGCGAGGCGGAAGGGGAGAGAUUUCAAAAUCACGGGAAAGAAAAGCAAAAAAAAAAAAAAUGGUUUUGUCACAAAUGAAGAUAUGGGUUGGCUUGAAGAAUUUUGAUUGUUGGAAAGUAGGAAAUAAUUCUGUUUAUAUAUAAAAGAGGAAAAAAAAACCUGCACAGAAAUAA